This is a messenger RNA of Teleopsis dalmanni, 1421 nucleotides long. Its product is annotated as serine/threonine-protein phosphatase alpha-1 isoform-like. The record is from RefSeq and is a predicted model, not a curated record. NCBI's taxonomy places the organism in Eukaryota, Metazoa, Arthropoda, Insecta, Diptera, Diopsidae. Gene Ontology annotation, molecular function: protein serine/threonine phosphatase activity. The coding region runs from base 391 to 1371 and encodes 326 amino acids. Gene Ontology annotation, cellular component: nucleus; cytoplasm. The transcript has 7 exons.
AUUUUAUUUUUUUGGCACAUAAGUUAGAAAAAAAAACGCACGAAUCAUAAAAAGUGUUCAAAUAUAAUUUAAAAGCACAAUAUAUUAAUGUAAUUACUAACAUUGAUGGAGGAAGGAGUUAAAUAAAUGUAUAGUAAAGAAUUAAAGUGAAAAGCCACUAUUCUUGCCAUCUUUCGACAAAGUUCCCCCGCCCCAACAUUUCCUCAUACACACGAGAAUCUUUGCAUAAAACAGAGUGUAUACCAAAAAAUAAAGCAAAGGCAAAGGCAAAUAUAAAUUGAGGGAAAACGGGAAAGCUUUCGAGGGAUUAUAAGAAAUUAACGCAUAAAAUAACAUUAAGUAUUGCAGUGAUAACGGGUUUAUCGUUUAAGGAAGAACUAACCUCACGAAAUGUCCGAAAUGAAUAUCGAUAGUAUAAUUUCAAGGCUCCUAGAAGUGCGGGGAGCUAGACCUGGUAAAAAUGUGCAAUUAUCAGAAAGCGAAAUUCGUGGUCUAUGCUUAAAAUCUCGAGAAAUAUUUCUAUCUCAGCCUAUACUGCUAGAACUGGAGGCACCUUUAAAAAUAUGCGGUGAUAUUCAUGGUCAAUACUAUGACCUAUUACGUCUCUUCGAAUAUGGUGGUUUUCCUCCAGAAUCAAAUUAUUUAUUUUUGGGUGAUUAUGUAGAUCGUGGCAAACAAUCCUUAGAGACAAUUUGUUUGUUAUUGGCGUAUAAAAUUAAAUAUUCUGAAAAUUUCUUUUUGUUGCGUGGAAAUCAUGAAUGUGCCAGCAUCAACAGAAUAUACGGUUUUUAUGAUGAAUGCAAACGUCGUUACACAAUAAAACUAUGGAAAACAUUCACAGACUGUUUCAACUGCUUACCAGUUGCAGCAAUUGUUGAUGAAAAAAUAUUUUGUUGCCAUGGUGGCUUGAGUCCUGAUCUGCAAUCAAUGGAACAAAUUAGACGUAUUAUGCGACCUACUGAUGUUCCUGAUCAAGGCUUGUUGUGUGAUCUUUUGUGGUCAGAUCCUGACAAGGAUACAAUGGGUUGGGGAGAGAAUGAUCGCGGCGUGAGUUUUACAUUUGGAGCAGAGGUUGUUGGUAAAUUUUUAGAAAAAAUGGAUUGCGAUUUAAUAUGUCGGGCACAUCAGGUCGUCGAAGAUGGUUAUGAAUUUUUUGCGAAGCGACAACUGGUUACUCUCUUUUCAGCACCAAAUUAUUGCGGUGAAUUUGACAAUGCGGGUGCAAUGAUGUCAGUGGAUGACACUUUAAUGUGUUCUUUUCAGAUACUAAAACCUGCUGAUAAACGACGUUUUGUGUACCCUAACUUUGGUAGUUCAGGGCGUCCUUUAACACCACCACGUGGUGCAAACAAUAAAAAUAAAAAAAAAUAAGCAUAAACCAAAAUAGAAAAAAAUAAGCCUAAAAAAUGAAUUAUAAUUUU